Messenger RNA from Drosophila hydei, 1585 nucleotides. It is a transcript of the gene BBS4, whose product is annotated as Bardet-Biedl syndrome 4 protein homolog. The transcript has 10 exons. The coding region runs from base 72 to 1523 and encodes 483 amino acids. Gene Ontology annotation, biological process: cilium assembly; protein localization to cilium. Gene Ontology annotation, molecular function: protein binding. The record is from RefSeq and is a predicted model, not a curated record. Lineage: Eukaryota; Metazoa; Arthropoda; Insecta; Diptera; Drosophilidae. Gene Ontology annotation, cellular component: ciliary basal body.
UGGAAAGGGCACAACACAUAAACUUUUAUAGCCACAACUUUGUUUUUGGAGCGAAGCCAAAUUGAAGUCAAAUGUACGAAGCGGGCAGUGAGCAAAUCAACUGCAACGGCGCUCUCAUUGAACUGCCCUCGCUGCAGGUGGUCAAACCAGCGCCCAAAAUGCCAACAGAUGCAAACAUCGAUUGGCUACUUCAUAUUUAUUUCACACGCCGCCAGUUCGACAGAUGCCGCCGACUCAUCGCACGUGAGCUGAAUCGUCAUUUGAAUGCGGAGUACCUGUACUUUGUACAGGGCCUAAUUGACCGCGAAGCUGGCAAUAACAUCGAAGCGUUGCGCAACCUUCAACGGGCAGCCGAGCUGAACAGCCGAAACAUUGAGAACUUUAAGGAAAUCGGAAGGACUCUUUACUUGAUGGGCCGCUUUAGCCAAGCGCUCAGCGUAUUUCGCGAUGCCGAAAAGCAGAGUCCUCGGCCGGAUCAUGAGAUCUAUCAUUAUCUGGGCGAGUUGCUCUAUCGCGCAGCAUCCACACAGCCCCAACUGGAGGCAGCUCGGCAGCUGCAGAAGGAGGCGCGAGAGUAUUUCGAGCGAGCCGUGCAAACGGGCAAGAAGCAGGAGAGCUACAUUCGGCUGGCCGAGCUCUAUCGCAAGGAGAAGGAGUAUCAAAAGGCCAUCGAUGUGCUCGAAGCUUGUCUGCAUCUCACUCCAGAGAAUGCCGAAGUUCUGACAGAAAUCAGCGUUUUGUAUUUGAAAAUCAAUGAGACCCAAAGAGCGUUCGAUCGCUUAGCGGAAAUCGUUAACAUCGAAGGGAACUGCGAGCCGAAGGGGUUGUUGGCCUUGGGCGCCAUUUUGCAGUCGCGCAACGAUGUGGACGGCGCCUUAAGCAAAUACAGCCAAAUCGCAGAUGCUGAGCCGGAAAUUGCGGAACUCUGGAAUAACAUUGGUCUGUGCUUCUUCAAAAAGCAAAAGUUCAUUGUGGCCAUUUCAUCUUUACGCAAAUCCAUUUGGCUUUCGCCUCUCAACUACAAUGCGCUCUACAAUCUAAGCCUCAUCUACAUUGCCUCGGAACAAUAUGCGAGCGCCUUUCACACUUUAGCAGCAGCCAUUAACCUACGCAAGGACAAUGCCGAGUGCUACAUGCUCCUGGGCUUGUGCUUGCGUAAACUGGACGAUAUGGAAAAUGCGUUUGUAGCUCUCGAGCGUGCCUGCAGCUUAGCCAGUGGCAACAUGCGACAUCCUUUGGUGUUCCUCAAUUUUGCGCUCUUCUGCUUUGAGACAGGCCGUCUGGCCCUAGCCACUGAGCAUUACAAUCGUUUCAUGAGUCACGCCCAGGAUUUGCUGCUGCCCACUGAAUAUAAGUUUCAGGCUACUAAAUUGAAAUCGCUGCUGCGCAUCUCAACGCACAGCCAGGGCAUACUAGGAGAUGGCGAUGAUUCAGCGCAAGCAGGAGGCGAGGAUGCAGCCAACCAGGUGUUGCAAGAGGAGCUGCCGCUGGAAGUGAAUGCUGUGGUCAGCAUUGGCAAUUAAGAGAAAACAACUGAUAGAGCUGAGAUAGUUAACUCACAUCAAACAUUUAUUUGAAACUUGAU